Symbiodinium sp. CCMP2592 is the source of this 363-nucleotide messenger RNA. The record is from the annotation of a GenBank genome assembly. NCBI's taxonomy places the organism in Eukaryota, Dinophyceae, Suessiales, Symbiodiniaceae.
AUGUUUCUUCGCAGUCACGGCCAGAGCAAGGGCAUGGGACCUUCCUUCUGGGAGAAUGUGUCGGCGGACUUGAAGAAGGGCGACCAAGUGACCUUCUUCAGGCAUGCUUUGGUGAAGCUUGCACUGAGCACCAAUCUGGUGACUGCCACAUCUGUCAAGAAGGCAUUGGCCAAAGAUGCCCUUCCCAAGGCCAUCAAAGCCGACGAGGCAAUGUCCAAGAUUCGCAGCAUGCUCACCGGAGCCGGUGUGCAGUUGAUGAGCGAGAUUGGCACGGGGACUGCCCUGCAUAUCCUGAAGGUGAAGCAGGCUGACGAGGAGGAGCAUGCCCCGAAAGCCAAGAAAGCCAAAACCACCAAGAAGUGA